Messenger RNA from Trichoderma breve, 453 nucleotides. RefSeq lists its product as uncharacterized. The transcript has 3 exons. NCBI's taxonomy places the organism in Eukaryota, Fungi, Ascomycota, Sordariomycetes, Hypocreales, Hypocreaceae. The record is from RefSeq and is a predicted model, not a curated record. The coding region runs from base 1 to 453 and encodes 150 amino acids.
AUGUCUCUCCAAUACUUCCCUCCCGUCAAACCCUCCGCCAUCGCCCUCGGCACCUUCUUCAACCACGGCGUCGACCUCGUCGUCCUCGCCCCCGUCUUCGGCCAGACCUACCAGCGCGCAAAGGCCUCCAACACAAAGGAGGAGUUCAUCCGCUCCCGCGAGGCCAGCGGCGCCGCCGUCGCCUGGGGCACUUCCUUUGUGGGAUCUGCCCUGCAGAGCUACGGCGUGGGCGCGCUGCUCAAUGCCACGGGCACACUGAGCCACAAAGGCGCUGCGUAUCUCGGCGCCUUGAUCUUUGCGGCGACGUCGGCUCCUGGAUUCAUCUCUCAGAUCUUCAGCGAAAAGAGGCCUCUUGACACUGUCGGCGUCAAUGUCGCUGCUAAGCUGCUCGAGACUAUCGGCUUGUCCCUGGUCCUCAACUGGUGGGGAACCAGGACCAACCCCUUUGAGUAA